CGAACGUCACCGUCGCGGUCGCAGCCGACAGCGAAUCGCAUGCCUCAACAGCCGAUGGAACAUCCACACGUCUCCACGCUGAAGCGCGUCUUCUCGCAUGCUCAAUCAUAGUACCGGAACGCGUCGCGCAGUCGUGGAUGCCAAAAUGCGGCGGCUUCGCUCUGGUUUGGAUGCAUCCUCUACACUCAGUUCUCCUCUUUACUUGCUUCCUUCCUGAGAUCCAUACAAAAUGCCUUCCACAAACGGCACCAACGGCACCACAACAUACUCCUUCCCACCAGGAAUUCAUGUCCCCUCUUUGACUUGGUUCAAGAAUGACUCCAAACAAGAAAUCGACUGGGACGUCCAAGAGAAGCACUUCGAGUUCUUGAUUUCGAAUGGUCUUCACGGCAUCGUCAUCGCAGGAACAAAUGGCGAAGCGGCAACAUUAUCAUCCACUGAGAAGACCCAACUCGUCCAAAAAGCACGCAAAACUGCACAACGACUUGGCCGUGGAGAACUUCCCAUCACGAUUGGAGGUGUAGCAGGCUGCACGCGCGAUGCCAUACAACAAACCAUUGAGGCAAAGGAGGCAGGCGCAUCAUAUUACCUCGCACUGGUGCCAUCCUACUUCCACUUCUCCAUGAACCAGGAUGCAAUCGUAGCCUAUUUCCAGGAAUUGGCCGACGCAUCACCUGUCCCCAUCGUUCUGUACAACUUCCCCAAUGUCGUGGCUGGUCUCGACAUCAACUCCGAGAUGCUAGACAUCCUUGGCAAACACCAGAACAUCGUAGCCGUCAAGCUCACGUGCGGAGGAAUUGCAAAGGUUGCAAGAAUCAGUGCGGCAUUCAGCAAGUCGGACUUCGUUGCUCUUGCGGGUCAAAGUGACUGGCUCAUACCAGCUCUGAGCGUUGGCGGAGUUGGCACAAUUACUGGUGUCGCAAACUUGUAUCCCAAGUCCUGUCUACACAUGUUCGACCUCUACCAAUCAGGCAAGCACGACGAAGCGUCAGCCCUCCAGAUCAAACUAUCAGUCACCGAAUGGGGUUUCGGCAAGGGUGGUAUCAACGGCACAAAGUAUGUCGUUGCGCAUAAGCGAGGAUACCCAGAGACCAGCGCAGACUGUCGAAGGCCUUAUCCACGAUACACAGAUGAGGAGAAGAGGAAAUGGGUUGUGAACCAGGUAUCAGGUCUUGAUGAGCUCGAAGCAUCGUUGUAA
This is a messenger RNA of Alternaria alternata, 1198 nucleotides long. RefSeq names its product aldolase. Gene Ontology annotation, molecular function: 4-hydroxy-tetrahydrodipicolinate synthase activity. NCBI's taxonomy places the organism in Eukaryota, Fungi, Ascomycota, Dothideomycetes, Pleosporales, Pleosporaceae. The transcript is spliced from 2 exons. Bases 230 to 1198 code for a protein of 322 amino acids. The record is from RefSeq and is a predicted model, not a curated record.